AUCGAUGUACAACAACUAAACCAUCAAGUUUCCGAAAAGAUGGAGAGAGAGGAAACUGAAUGCCUAAGAAACAUGGCCUAUGACCUUGAUGCAAUACGGAAUGAUCGGCUAGCAUCAUUGCUGCAAAAUCGUCAGGAAAAUGAUAUGCGAUUGAUAAAUAAGGCUAUUAAUGAAUUUCGCAGCCUUCACCAACAACCACACUCUAGACGCGAAUUCGAUUUGUAUGAUCCAGAUGCCCUAAAGCGUGACAAACCAGGCAGAAUUGGUGAUCAAGAUACAAGAUGCGGCAUUGCUUCUAUACAAAAAUUCAGUGGAGAGGAUCUGAAUGGUAGAGCUAGGGAUAAAAUACAAAAGGACCAAAUGCGAGAUUGGUUAAAUCGCCAGAUCAUAGAAAGAGUUCGCGCUGAAACUGCACAGAGACAGGCGGAAAGGUAA
Molecule: messenger RNA, 435 nt
Organism: Protopolystoma xenopodis
Lineage: Eukaryota; Metazoa; Platyhelminthes; Monogenea; Polystomatidea; Polystomatidae
Source: the annotation of a GenBank genome assembly